Messenger RNA from Metarhizium acridum CQMa 102, 1803 nucleotides. RefSeq lists its product as uncharacterized. The record is from RefSeq and is a predicted model, not a curated record. Lineage: Eukaryota; Fungi; Ascomycota; Sordariomycetes; Hypocreales; Clavicipitaceae.
AUGCUCCACCUUCCUACGGCUCUCGCCCUCUCGGGCAUGCUAGCUCUAGCCUCAGCACAGGGUCCCGUCGCCGAACUCAACUCGGUUUGCUUCCCCAGCGGGCAACUCAAGAACACCAUCCCUUACCCGUGCCCCGGAAUCGCACGUGCCAAGGAUGAAUGCAACAAAUACCUCCCUGGUCCCAGCGCAAGCCCUGAGCAGCUCAAGGAGCACCGCGACUGCCUGUGCUUUGACAAGUACAUUAUCCAGUUCGAGAAGGGUUGCACUGCUUGCAAGAAGACACACGCCUUCCUUAGCGAGAGGGGCCAAGGCUACUAUAACGGAAUCUUGGACCGUGUGAAUUCCACCUACUGCUAUGCGGGAACCCCAACAGCAGCAUACGAUGCUGCGUGGGCUUCCGCGUCCCAGGCCGCUGGUCCAUAUCCUACCGGUGGAGCCGACGAUGAGCUCAUCAACCACGCCGCAUCUCUGCCCGCCGAUGAGAAGACAAAGGUUGAACUGUACUGGAGGGGAAUUACCGAGGAACGACGUCCCUCAGCCACCGCCGCCCCAACUUCCGUGUCGACUAGUGCUACAGCAACACCAACGCCCAUUGAUGAGGAUGAUGAUUCGUGUGAGGAAGAGACUCCCGCUGCCGCUUCCGCAGGUUCUGCCGCUGUUACUACCGUGAGCCCCAGCACCGCCGUAUCUGGCAACGCGAACCCUACUCCUGUCCUCAAUGUCGACUGGAUCUAUGCCUCUGCCAAGAAGGAGGCCUCUGGCGCAGUUCAGCCCAGCACUGUCCGUCCUCCCCAGCCAAGCCAGUCUGGCUGGACUCAGAAGAACGAGACUGCCCCGGCCUCGGAGACUGUCAUCAUCGGCUAUGUCAUCAUCGUCAGGGUUUGCCAGAAGUGCACCUAUGUCAAAGCUGGAGACGACUUCAAGAUGGCCUGUGCCCUCCCCAUGGAAGUCGAGGGCACCAAGAAGCAGGUCCCCGUCGAGAAGGCCAAGGAGCUGCCUGCUGUCCCCGCCGUUCUUCCCAAGGAGCCUGCCUCUGUAGAGCAGAAGCAGCAAAUCCCCAUUCCGGACAUUAUGAUCCAGCAAGUUUGCGGGUGCAGUUACACAUCUGGCCCCAAGACGGAUGAUUCCAAUGGUUCCAACCCUGGCAGCUCCAAGAAUCCUGGUUCUGGCAACAAUGGUGCCAACGGCUCUCCUGCUGGCCCUGGCAAUGCUGGUGCCAACGGUGCCAACCCGGGAAGCCCCAAGACUCAUGGCUCUGGCAAUGAGGGUGCCAACGGUGCCAACGGUGCCAACCAGGGAAGCUCCAAGACUCAUGGCUCCGGCAAUGAGGGUGCCAACGGUGCCAACGGUGCCAACCCUGGCAGCUCCAAGACUCCUGGAUCUGGCACUGAAAGCCCCAAGAACAAUGGCCCUAAUGGCAUCAACGGCUCCCCUGCUGGCCCUGGCAAUGCUGGUGCCAACCCGGGAAGCUCCAAGACUCCCGGUUCUGGCAGUGAGGGUGCCAACAGUUCCAACGGUGCCAACGGCUCCAACCCCGGCAGCUCCAAGAACCCCGGUUCCGGCAACACCGGUACUGGCUCUGAUGCUGGCAACGCCAAGAAUCCUGGCUCCAACGGCCCCAACAAUGCCGGCUCUAAUGGUGUUGCUGCUCCUUCUGGAAGCAACCCCUCUAAGCCAACUCGCGUUGGGUCUGCUGGUCUGCCUUCAGGAACCAACCAGGUCCCCAUUGUCAGCUCAGCAUCCGGCAACAUGCCGGCAUCCAUGGCAAUGCUCUUCCUGGCUGCUAUGGCUAUUCUCAUUUAA